Messenger RNA from Neurospora hispaniola, 2385 nucleotides. RefSeq names its product Het-C-domain-containing protein. The coding region runs from base 1 to 2385 and encodes 794 amino acids. The record is from RefSeq and is a predicted model, not a curated record. The transcript is spliced from 4 exons. Lineage: Eukaryota; Fungi; Ascomycota; Sordariomycetes; Sordariales; Sordariaceae.
AUGGCGACCUUCAAACCUUAUCCAUUCGUUCUCGGGUUCCUCGUUAUCUACCUGUUCGCCAGCCCCGCCUUGGCCUUUGGUGCCGGUAACAUUGCUGGUAUCUCCAAGAUCGAGGGCCAAAACUGGCGCCACGGUGAUAUUGAAGAUGCCCUCCUCAAAAUCGUCAUGGCCCGCGCCAUGGGCGGCAAGACUUUCGACAAGCUCUCCGUUUCUCGCGUCUACUUUGGCAACUGGCUCCGCGACUAUUCACAAGCCAUCGAUGUCGGCACCGUCAAGGCUGUUUCCGCCGAAGCCAUCCGACUGCUUCUCUGCGUUCUCGGUUUCUUGACCUUCGGUUAUGGUAGCCGCGAGUUCGAAGUCACCGCCGACCGCCUGGGCUGCUAUCGCCCCGAGGAUCAUAUCGACAACCCCAAGAACUAUGCCGACAACGUAGAUGCUCGCGACUACGAUCCCCGCCUUCGCGGCCCCGUCGACGAGGAAACUGAGCUGGCCAUUGACCCCGAGACCGGCAUGAAGAACUACAUUGCCAAUGAGAACAUUGGCAUCAUGUCCUCUGCCGAGCAUGUUCGCAAGCUCUUCUCCAAGUGCAUUCGCCUGGGUCGCUCAUACAAGGAGACCAACGACAAGACCGAGCUCUAUGAAGCCUUGCGCCUUAUGGGUACUGGAUUGCAUUGCUUGGAGGAUUACCUCGCUCACAGUAACUACACCGAGCUCGCUCUGAUUGAGAUGGGCGAGCGCGAUGUGUUCCCUCACGUCGGCCGCGACACUAAGCUGCGCAUCCCGGGCGCUCGCCACUCUGUUUACCCUGUUGUCACCGGUACUUUCGGUGGUGUUGAUUUUUUGCACUCCGUGACCGGUGAACUGUCCGACAAGGUGACCCAGAGCGAAAUCGAAGAUCUCGAGGGAACCCUGAAGGCCGGCCGCAACGGCGACACCAGCCUUCUUCGUGACCUGUUGGACAUGAUCCCCGAUGGCUUGAUCGGCGGCGACAAGAAGAACAAGAUUGACGAAAUCCAGGAAAAUGCCGCCAAUUCGCAGCUUGAGAACAUGAGCGUGUCCCCCAGAGAGCCUGAGGAGUUCACUGUUUAUGUCCAGCAGGUCUACCGCCAGGUUAUGCCUGUCAUCGAGUUCCACGACGAUCUCCUCCAGACCAUCUCGAAGGCUAUUGAGAAGAUCCCCGUCCUCCCCAAGAUCAUUGAGCAGCUUGAGGAGCAGCUUUCUCUUUUCGUUUUCCAGAUCAUUGCUCCGGUUAUCAUUCCUCUUAUUGACCAGGUCAAGAAUGAGCUUGCCACUGGCUCCACCGAGAUUAUCAACAGCAGCAAGAACGAGCAACUCGUUGUAUUCGAUGAUGACAGCUGCACGGACCCUACCCACUCCAUGUUGGCCAAGGACCAUUUCUCCAACAUCCUCAACGAGAUUGCCGGUCGCACCGCCUCCAAGGUAGUCGGCUGGGUUGUGCCUCAGCUGAUGGACGCCUGGGACGACGAUGGCGCUGAUGUCGACCGACUUCUGAACAGAAUCAUAUACGGCAUUCUCCAUCACCCCGCCCAGCGUGACAUGGGCGAGGAUGGUGCCCGGGAAGGUCGCCAGAUGAUGUUCUCCUCCGUCGAGGAGUGGUGGAAUGACCUGGGCGAGGACGCUCGCGAGGAGUACCGCCAGAAGCUCAGCCGCGAUGGCGUGUUGAACGGCGAGAAUCACAAGGAAGGCGUCCAGGACUGCGGUCACGGCUGCGGCAAGCCUCUGGGCAUGCACAAGAACUUCAAGAACGAAGCGCCUGAGACCAUGGAGGAUCGGAUCGCCGCUGCCGCCGCCGACAAAAUUAUGGGCGGCGUCAAGCAGGGCUUCUCAGAGUUCCUUAGCGGCCAGGCCAACAACAACCAGGGCAAUCUCCUCGGCGCGGUCGCCGGCGGCAUCCUAGGCGGUGGUUUCAAUAACGAGGCGACCAGCGCUUAUCGUUCCAGCGGCUACACGCCCGAUGGCGGAUACUCGGAGACCACGACCGAGUACGGUUACGAUGGCAACCGCUACGGCCAAGCCGAGUACACCGAGACGCGGUACGAUGACGGUAGCCAGCGCCAGGAGUAUCGUCGCUAUGAGCAGGACGACAAUGGCGGCAACGACUACGGCUAUGAGGACCGCCGAUACCGCCGUGACGAUGACGAGUACCGCGAGGAGCGCAGGUACCGUCGCGAUGACGAGGAGGAGUAUGGUGGCGGAGGCGGAUACUCCCGCCGCCACGAGGACGAGGAUCUGGCGUACCCCGAUCCGGAGCGUCCCUCGAGCCCCAGUCUCCUGGAUAGGAUUGCCCAGCGGGCUAAGGACGCGUUCGAGGAGAGGAGGAGGGAGUACGAGAGCGGAGAGCGUGAGCGUCGUUGGCCAUUCUAG